This is a messenger RNA of Dibothriocephalus latus, 1554 nucleotides long. The record is from the annotation of a GenBank genome assembly. Lineage: Eukaryota; Metazoa; Platyhelminthes; Cestoda; Diphyllobothriidea; Diphyllobothriidae.
AUGUCUGAUGAAGGCAGUGAAUCCAGCGGAGACACCGGACGGUCGCAUAUCUCAUCCUGGUGGAGCAGGGUACAAGCCUACUUUGAGGAGGCUGUUAAUGACUACAACCAGUCUGGACAGGAGGACCCCAGUCUGAGAGAUCAGAUUGACUAUGCUAACCAGUCCAACGCAGAGGAAGUGCCGGAGGCCUUCAAGGAGGACGAAUCACGGGUCAGUAAUAUCGAGAAGCGUCGAUCAACCUCAACGUACAAAAAUGAGCUGGCAAUGUAUGAGCAAUUGACCAAAAUGGAACAACCCUCCUGUUGCAUGCGGGGCCUUCGAGCAUUCUAUCACUGUUUGACUAGGCACUGCUGUAAUUUUGACGUUAAAGUAUUUUACGAAAAACCUCUUCUGUGGAGUACACCGGCCACGAGCUUGGCAGUGGGAUUUCUAAUACGAGAGAACUGUUUGGGCAUUAUAUCCGGCAUUAUAAUCGGCUUCUUGGCAUUUGCUCUAUUUCUUGUGACAUUUGGACACGCUAUGCACAUUGCGACUCUGGCCAGCUGUUAUACCAUGCUGUUUGCCGUGUUCGGUAUCUCCUUCUCGGAGGACAUACGCUGCGUUUUUAUGCUUGUCUUACCCUACCUUGUGGCCGCUCGCGCACGUUGGCUAUUGAUGGUCUAUGCGACUGUUCUGACCACCAUGGGACCCGGGCUAAACUUUCUGCACAACUCCGGCAACUUCCGGAAUGCCAUUGGUUGUGUUCUGGGCCAGGUAAACACAAACCUACGGCUGUUGGAUAAGAUCACGGAAGCCCCCAUGUGUCUGUUCGGUCGCCAGGUGAGGGAGUUCAUCCAGCAGGGCAAUGAACAGUUGCAGCGCAUCCGAAAUCUCCUGGGUAAAAUUAAAUUCUCUCUACUGCGAGUAAAUAAGGUAAUGAGGACCAAGAACUCCUGGAUCAAGACCCUGGUCGCAGCCUGUGGUGAUGAAAUCGCAAUGAAGAACCAAUGUCUAGCCUUCUUCAAUGCCCUGUACUUCAACUGCAGAGCCACCAUGACCGGAGCAAAGUUCAUAUGCAAACUCGUUCGGCUGUUUGCUGGGGAAUCCUGUGUGGCCAUGAAAGGGUUGAAUGACUUUUGCGAGCAUCAGGGCCAGGCGCUGCAGUCUCAGGCAAGGAAGUCAACCAAUGUUACACCGGAGCAGAUUGAGGAGGGCGAAGCGGCUCUGCUGAAUCUCAUCGGAAGAAAUAAUGUUAGCAUGGAGAGCGGUGAGUUGGUUGAUGUUGACCUCUCAACCAGUCUCUCUAACAAAGCGCAAAUCACAAGCCUGAUUGAGGAGAAGAUGGACUCUGUAUUUAACACCUUGGAAGUCUUUAAAAGCAUGUUAAGCUGGUUUCUGGUGGGCUGGACGCUGCUUACUGUGGCACAGUUGGUGCUUCAGGCUGCUCUAUUUAGAAGAAAUUGGCUGAAAAGAAUAUAUUAUGACAAUGUUUACAUUACACCAUCAUUCAUUCGCCAGGUAAGACCACAGUGGAUGAUGACAAUCUCCUUUUCUUCGCUUUAUAUGCACUGUUAG